CGACUCCUGCACGGGCGUCGGUCUGGUGAAGAGGUCCGCUGCUGCCGCUACGGUGUGUCCCGCUCUGUGACUCGCUACCAAUUGCGGUACCACCACCACAACCCCCCACUACCACAACCACCACCACACGGGGACACUUCACCCACCUGCUGCUGCUCCUGUCAUCCAUCUUGUCGCCAGGACGACGGUCACCCGUAUGAGCCUAAUGAACAGCACGGGGGCAGUGUUGGUGUGUCUGGUGGUGAGCCUCGUCCUCCUGUCAGCAGUCAACUCUGCCUCCCUCAACAGGGAGGCGCGGGCCGUGGUGGAGAUCGACGACCCGGACUAUGUCUUGGAGCUGCUCACCAGACUGGGUCACUCCAUCAUAAGGGCCAAUGAGCUAGAAAAAUUCGUGCGUUCCUCCGGCAGCGCUAAGCGAGGACUGGAUCUUGGCCUGGGUCGGGGCUACAGCGGGUCACAAGCAGCCAAGCACCUCAUGGGCCUCGCUGCUGCCAACUUCGCUGGCGGCCCUGGCAGGAGGAGGAGAAGCUCUGAUGACGCUCUGGAUCACGAUGACAACCUCUAUGCCCAUGAUCAAGUUGCUGAACUGGCCGAGUCAUCACGAUAAAUUAUAAUGGAUGAUUGUCAUGUGGCAACUCAUCUUAGUUCUCUCAUAAUGCCUCUCUCUCUCUCUCUCUCUCUCUCUCCUCUCCACUGUUGUCUGACUGCUCACUAGAUCAUCUUCCUCUCAAAUAUUUUUCAGCCUAGUGUAUGUUUCUAAAUUCUCAAAUGGCAUGAUGGUCUCUUGAAGAUGGUGAGCCUAGCCUAUUGUGGCUGGCUCAUUGACAACCCACAGCUGAUCCCAGAUCCAGUCCACCAGCACAGUCUUCAUCUUGCAUUUCUCCGUCUAUAACUAUAGUAGCAUUGCAUAUAUGAUACAGUAGAACCUUCAUCGAUUAGAAAUGUAAGUUAAGCUUCACCAAACAACCUCUGCAGAAAGGAGGAACAUGUUGUGAGUUGUAUUCAAGUAACAUAAGACACAAUGUUCUCCGGAAGGAAAAUGUAAAGCGGUCUCACUAAUAUUCCAGAUUCCUUCCGUUCUUUGACACUGACUUCAGAGACCUAGUCAAACCUAUACAGCACAACCUGCUUCCAUUAUUUUCCUCAGUGGUUGGAGACUACAAAUGUUCAAUGUUGGAUUAAUGCCUCAGUGUUCAGCAACUUUGUCAGAGGCUAGACUAUACUUAAGACUCGGCUUGUUUAAUAGACAGUGCUGUGGGACUGUUUUAUGAUCAGCCUGUCCCUGGAUAAUGAUAUUAGAGAGAACCAUUCACUGGUCACACUUACUGAUAAGCCAAUGGAUGAAUUCCUUUUAGUACUAUUAAUCAGAAAAGGAACUUUAGGAUUGGUGCAUACCUUCUCCUAACCUUCCCAUCUCAGGAUGACCAUAGUCCACCGAGCAAAUGGUUAAAUUAACUUAGUGAAUGAAAGUACAGUAUUACACUCGAGGCAAUACAAUUGUUGUGCUGCAUGUUUUAAUGAGUUCCGACUCGUGUAUUCCUUCUGGCAGAAAUGUUAUAUUGUAUUGCAACCCAUCUGAGUACGGCCGGUAUUCAGAGGAGCAUAACCUAUUUAUUUGUCAUAAUUAACUCUGCCUUGAGCUUCAUUUCCAUUACCAGUUUGUAAAUUUCCUGUUAAUUCAUAUGGUGGAUGAUCUCCUUCAGCGGAGUGCUGCCACUUGCGAGAGGAGGCGAGGAUGUAACAUGUGAUGCUAGGCCCUCCCACCUCUCUCUCUCUGUGGGCUGGAACUUGUCUUAAUAAGGCAAAAAAAAAUAUUUGUGCAUAUAUAACAAUCUUUGGUUCACUUUAAUGUAGAUAAAAUAAAGCGUGUCAGUCCCU
Messenger RNA from Procambarus clarkii (red swamp crayfish), 1878 nucleotides. It is a transcript of the gene Dh31, whose product is annotated as diuretic hormone class 2. Gene Ontology annotation, biological process: body fluid secretion. The record is from RefSeq and is a predicted model, not a curated record. Gene Ontology annotation, molecular function: diuretic hormone activity; G protein-coupled receptor binding. Lineage: Eukaryota; Metazoa; Arthropoda; Malacostraca; Decapoda; Cambaridae.